AUGGCAUUGUUAUUCUUUUUUCUUGUUUUGGUUCCAAUUGGUACGGUUGAUGGAUGUUUGAGGACGACCGUACCGGCUGGGUUCACGAUACCACCUGACUUGACCACGCUGCCACCGACGACGUUGCCUCCUGGAAAUCAAGACAGUAUGUUAUUUGGCAUUACUGUUGCUUUCUUGAGGUUUUUACAUUGAUGUUUCAGAUACAAUUUUAGUUAAAAAUGACAUUUUUCAUAAUUUUUCGCGCUUCGAACGCUAAUUUUGACUUAUUUUUCGUAUUUUAGGUAUCAAAUUGAUUAAAAUUUAAAUUUUUUAGACUUUCAACAUAAUUUUAAAUUUAUUUUUUUUCAUUUGAUAUUAAUAUAACACUAUAAAUAAACGUUUAGCCUGCGAAGUCCCUGAAGGAACGCUAGGCGUCACCUUUGACUCCGAUGUUAACAUAGAUGCUGAUGCUUCUCUAGGCUUCACCGAGCAACCAGUAGCCAAAUGCACGUCAUGUUCGACAGGUACUCGCUACUUCUUUGAACCGACUACACAAGAUUCCAUGGAUAAUGCAGCUGCCAACUCACAAGAGGCGGCUUACAUUCAAUGUGAUGAUUGGUCGACGGCUUGUAUGUGCAAUAGUCAGAACGAUUGUUGUAGUAUAGAUGGAUCAGCAUCAAGCAUCGAUUCGGUUAAUAUUGCUGUUUGGUGUGAUAGUACUGGAGGUAAGGGUGCUUAAGUAAAAAUUGAAAUUUUAACUUUUUAAAUUUCAAAAAAAAAUGAAAAAGUAACAAUACUGUAAGUUAUACUGUACUUUCCAGCAUGUCAACAAUACCUAAGUGUUGGUGGUGACGCGACUGUGACUAUUACAUGUCCAAGUGGUACCACUUACACUACUGAUGGUAGUUUCCCGUUCAGUACCUCAUCAGCUUACUUCCAAGUCAAUGCCUUUAGUUGUUCCAGCUGUGAUGGCAUUAGUAGUGACCCUUGCCAAGGACCUACUGUACCUGUUACUUAA
This is a messenger RNA of Bursaphelenchus okinawaensis, 997 nucleotides long. The record is from the annotation of a GenBank genome assembly. NCBI's taxonomy places the organism in Eukaryota, Metazoa, Nematoda, Chromadorea, Rhabditida, Aphelenchoididae.